UAGAUGUCCCAGAGCCGAACGCUGGACCUCCGCCGUGAAUACAGAUUCCAUCUGUGCUCUCGGCCACACAAGUGCAUCUUCCAUGUUACCAAUUAUCGCAAGAUAGCUAUGGACAAGCACUGGAAUCCGAAUUCCGACUGAGCACUUGUACGUCCCGAAACGGAAACACUUCAAGCAACUGAAACCAAAUCGGCAUGGGUUCUGUAGGAAGUCGCCAGCUCAAUCCCGCCCAACUGUGUGACCACCAGCAGGCCACGGGACUGUCCGCCGAGCAGCUGGAGCAGCUGCACACGCGGUUUCGCAGCUUGGAUCGCCACCAGCACGGCUAUCUGACGCCCACCGACUUGCUGCGUAUUCCGCAGCUCUCGCUCAACCCGCUCCACCGCCAGAUCAUCGACGGCUUCUUCCCCAGCCGUGAGCCUAGCGCGCGUAUCGGCUUCAAGCAGUUCGUGGACACCUGCUCCACCAUGUUGGUGCCACAGUUUGGCCGCGGCUCAGUGAGGCGGUGCGACGGGCGCGUCCAGAAGCUACGCCUCCUGUCCAAGAUGUUUGACACCCGUCGCAGCGGCUGCAUCACACGCUCCGACUUCCGCCAGAUCAUGUGCAGCAUAGUCAAUCUGACCUGGGGACAGAAACAGGAUCAGGGAAGUCAGGAGAAGCUUUCCGAUCACCGUUUGCCUGAGGUGGAGGCCGAGCUGCAACUCCUAGAGCAGCAGGCCUUUGGCUUCUCCAGCUGCGACAAAAUCUCUUAUGCGGAGUUCGAGGAGCGACUGGUUAGUGCGGACGUCGACGGACGGCUGUCGAUCGCCAAGUGGCUGGAGGACGAUGACGAGGGCGAUGCCGAGGCAGAGGCCGGAAUGGAAGUUGGCUCAAGCCCGUAAAGCACCACGCCCAAGACGCUCAUCCCCGUCGUGUUGUGUUUAUGUUUUGAAUAUAGCAAUCAUUUCCUUCGACUGGACGCUUGAGCUAGCAAUCAGGGAAUCCUCCAUUUAGCGGGCAAUUUCGGCGUGGGUACUAGGAAAAUUUCAGUCCAAAUUGGUCAAAUAUAAUUUAAAUGUUUACAUUUUAGUAACCACGGAAUCAAGUCACGAAAUCUUAUGCGAUAAAUUAAACUAUUAUAAUCCACCAAAGUGGUAAGAGUA
Drosophila yakuba is the source of this 1142-nucleotide messenger RNA. Its product is annotated as calcineurin B homologous protein 1. The record is from RefSeq and is a predicted model, not a curated record. Bases 195 to 881 code for a protein of 228 amino acids. NCBI's taxonomy places the organism in Eukaryota, Metazoa, Arthropoda, Insecta, Diptera, Drosophilidae. The transcript is spliced from 2 exons.